AUGAAGCAUGAGAGGCGAAGGUUCGUGUGCGAAUUUCUCCUUACGGCACCCCAAGCAUUAGUAGCAGCUUUGCAGCUUCAUGCCAGAAGCUUCCUCCCGCUCCGAAGUCCGAAACCAUCCGAAACUUUCUUGUUUUCUGAAGAGGCCCUCCAGUGGCUUUGCACCCACGGGGACGCAAAGAUCACCAGCCACCCGGUCGUCUGCUUGGCUGCUGACACAGUCUGGUUUCGCUUCGCCGUCUUCUACUUCAUUCUGGGACGGUUCUACUUCCUGCUCACGGCCUUGGUCUUCGCCACCAGCCAAGCCUUUCUCUUUCAUCACGAUUAUAAGGAGACCUUCGAGGAGAAUAUCGUCACCCUCUGCUGCCGCGUCUUUAUCUAUCUGGGCUGUUUACCAUCGAUGAUGUUCAACCUCACCAGGAAGCUGUACGGCGACUUUAAGCAGGGAUCCGUCACACGCGUCUGCGGAUGUUGCCCGAUGCCUGACAGCUUGAAGAGUUUUCAGGUGGUCGGUCAGCUUGGUCUGAUGUGGACCUUCGUGUUCAUGUUUGCCCUGGAGCCCAUUACUUACUGUGUCAACUCCCGCGCGGCCUCGAACUAUGAGCUGUUCUCGGUGCUUUGUCCCGAGGGGCAACAGAUCAUGGACGUCUACUCCAUCCUGAGCUCCAUUGCUCUGCUGAUAUACUGGUUCCUCCUUACCGAUUUCAGCCUCCUGUCCAUGCGCGUGUCGGCCUUCUUGCUGGUUUGCUUCUACCUGAUCUCCGAGGUGGUUCUCUUCGUCCUGGCUUUGACCUUUCUUAUCUUGGCCUUCUCGACUGCCAUCUCAGCGUUGAACCACCACAUUGAAGACUUCGAGACUGUUCCCGCUUGGAUGCGUGCUCUCCUCCAGAUUUCUUUGGGCAUGUUCCCGAAUACGCAUUACGACGACUUCCAAGUGGAGGUAACUGUGCUGGUGGCCAUCUCCGUGUUUGUCGCUUUAGUCUUCAUCUUCUUGGUGAACCUGCUGAUAGCGCAGCUCAACCAGGCAUACCAUAACAUGUUUGAAGACAUCUACGGCAACGCGCGCCUCACCCGAGCCGCUGUUAUCGUGCAGGUGAUGGCCCAGGUGCCACGAAAACGCUGGCAGAAUUUCCUCAAGAGGCUCGCCUUCGAUCAGCCGCUGGAAUUCAACGAAGGUGACGUGGGAAUUGCUGGAGGCAUUCAAAUUCUGGAGCCUGCGAGCGCAAAAAUCGUCACCUCGGACGCUGUGAAGCGUUACGGCGGCUCGACAGCUCCGACAAUGCCUUGGCCAGUUGAGGAGACAGCCAACCUCACCGAUGAGGAUCGCUUCGAUCGUCUGGAAAAGAUGAGUCUUGAUUGCGAAGGUGACUUCAGCCAGGGGCAAGGAUCGUCGAAGAGGAGGCUCCGCUGCUGGAUCAAAGGCGAGCCAUUUGGGCUCUUCCAUGGGCAGCUCCAACGCCAGUUCUUAAGGUGUUUCCCACGCCGCUGUUCGGUGAGAACAAGGAUUCUGCGACCUCAGUCACUCGCAGCGUUCGGCUGCCCGUUAGACUUCCGAUCAGCAAGCUUUCUGAAUGCUGCAGACGAAGCUGCUGAUUCAGACGCAGCCUCCAUUACCGUGGAGGAGGAAGGCAAGGAAGUGCUGGAGGAGGCCCGUGCUGCUGAAACAGUGGCAAAACGUGCCGUACGCUUCGCUUGGGGAGCGGUCUUCAUUUGCGGCAUCGGCGUGAGCAUUGAUAUCAUCGGGGCGAGCUUGGACUACCGGGCGACUUUGCGAGCCAAGGAGGACCUGGACGAGGAGGAAGCCGAUCUGGAGGUACCCAUCUCAGGCCACAGGUUGGCCACGCUGGCUCCACCAAACGGAGGCCUGGCGCAGACGGCCUUGACCAGCUCCUAUCCAAAGCUGGAAGGUCUGCAGCCUGAGCCGGCCCCUGCCCUGACUGGCAGUGUUCAGCAGGUUCCUCUCCAGACGCUGCUGCCCGGGCAAAGCCCCAGGCCGUACUACAGCUACACUGCACCGCCUCCAGCACCGCCGGCAAUGCUCGCCAGGGGCCAGCCAUCUGCUUACGUGCAGCCCUGUUCCACUGGCUAUCGGUACGCGCCCAGCGUAACGAGCAGUUACCGGGAAGCGACUUCGAAUCUUGGCAGCUUCAAUGUGCCAGCGACACCGGCAGAAGGUGCUCCCCGCUACUCCCUGCCCGCUGCCUCAAGCCCGACGCGGCAUCCAGGGCUUCCCACCGAGCCGGUUCAGCUUCCCGUCCCGCUGCAGCCGGCCGCCGUGCAGUCGGGCGAAGUGCAAUCGACGGUAGUUCCCGAUCUGCGACUCCGGUCUGAGCUGCCUCGCGCGGCAUUGCCUGCCAGCCAGGUGCUCACAACCGGACAAAACGGGCUGCCUGCAGUCUCAGGGGCCAGAGCAGCCAUCAGUUUGCCCGGUGUUGUGCAGAACAAGCUGGCAGCCUCGCUGGCGACCUCUCAGCUUGUGGCUACAGAGUCUCCCAGCUUGGAACGCACAGAGAAGCCGGCGGUGGAGGUUCUCUCGCCGACGAAGGUUCUCUCGCCAGCGCACGGACUGCUGCGAACCGACCUUGGGAUUCAACUUGGUGGCGAUCUGCCAAAGGGGCUGACAUCGCCAGAGGCCAAAGCGGUGCCGAGCUACGCAGCGUCCAACGGUGGCUCGUCCACCGCGCGCUCGCUUGGAAGCCCUGGAAGGCUUCGCAGCAAGCUGCCUCCGGCGGAUGAAGGUGGCUCUCACGCGGCCGGGCUUUCGAAGCGCCUCUCCGCCGGAGCCGACGAUGUGGUCAACACCCGGGAUCGCUACAGGGGUGAGCCCAAGGCGAAGCUCGGCGGCUUCUUCGACUGCUUGUCCUGCUUCUCAGGUUUGUUCCAGAAGAAGAAGGAGGAGAUGGAGGCUGUGGAUGUCAUCCUGGUUGGAGGUGGCAUUAUGAGUGCAACCACUGGCCUGCUCUUGAAGCAGCUGGAGCCAAGCUGGCGCAUUGUGAUGAUCGAAAGGCUGGAUGCUGUUGCUCAGGAGAGCUCGAAUGCCUGGAACAAUGCUGGGACCGGUCACUCUGCCCUGUGCGAGCCAAACUACACUCCACAGGCUGGCAAGCACGUUGACAUUCACAAGGCUGUCACUGUCAAUGAGAACUUUCAGCUCAGCCGCCAGUACUGGGCCUACUUGGCCAAGACUGGCUUGCUGCCUCAGCCGGAGCGAUUUAUCCAUACCACGCCGCACAUGACCUUUGCACGUGGCGAGGACCAGAUCUCUUGGCUGAAGAAGCGUUUUGAUGCGCUGAAAAGCCACACCCUCUUCGAAGGUAUGGAGUACUCGGAGGACAGGAAGACGAUGGAAGAAUGGGCACCCCUUAUGAUGGCGGGCCGCAAAGAGACAGAGAGGUGUGCACUCUCGCGGGUGCCCUACGGCACCGACGUCGAUUUCGGCGAACUCACGAAGGAGCUCACGAAAGCCUUCCUGGCGCUGGGGGGCGAAGUCCAGCUCAGAACGACUGUGUCGGAUCUUCAUAAGGAUGAGACUGCUCUCUACGACGAAUCCUGGAUCGUCAGCACGAGGUCGGAGGGGUCCGAGGUGGGUCCGAGGUGGAUCCGAGGCAUCACCUCAGCGCCACCAUUUCGUCCACAGCACCUACUACCACUGCGCUUGCUGGAGGAACGCCCGCGGCGGGCGACGUGGGAGAACGCCAUUCCGCCCACGUCGGGCGACUUGGCUGGUGAGCCCGAGCGGAGACGUGCUCGCCUCCUCCGGCGCCACUGUCGACGGUGA
This is a messenger RNA of Symbiodinium necroappetens, 3777 nucleotides long. The record is from the annotation of a GenBank genome assembly. Lineage: Eukaryota; Dinophyceae; Suessiales; Symbiodiniaceae.